AAAAUAUAUUCAAAUGGAAGAAACUGAGCAAAAUCCUGCUCUUCAAAAUCUUGUUCCAAGCCCAAUUGAGCUGCAAGACAAGCACCCAAUGGUUAGUCCUCUGAAUUCCAGCGAGGAGCUUGAGCCUAUUGACCCAAAAUAUGAAAAAUCUCGUACUACUAAAUCAAAAAGGUUCAACUCAACUAAUGUAAAAUAUAAAAAUGCUGCAAAUAAAUAAUGGCAAAAGUUCAGAUAAAAUGAAUCCCUUAAGAAAAUGGAGUCAGUGUGGAAACAUCAAAAAUAAUAUAUUAAAAAAGAGCAAAGGGAGGACUUUAAGAGUCCAUACAGCUGGAAAUAAGAAGAGGCAUAUGUAUACUGGAGGAUAUUCUAGCUUAAAUGAAACUCAUGCACAUGCUAAUACAAGAUUUGUAGUGAGCUCAAAAGGCAAGAGGCCUGCUUUAAAUUCUAAGAAUAAUAGUUCAAAUCAAGUUCCCAUCAAUGGCAACUUCAAUAGAAUCUAUACUCCGCAAAUGAACAUGAGGAAAGAUGCUAGAAGGAUGAGGAAAAAUGUUUCUAAGACUAAAACAAUGGCUACUUCUGAUAUAGAUGGGAAGAAUUCAACUGAUCCGAUUCAUGUCUCGAGUCUUAACAAAUCUAAUAUGUCAACCAAUUGUUAUUCAGUGAAAAGGAGACAAAAGUUUAGAAUAAAUUCUGCUCAUCCAAACCAUUUCAAUAGGCUAAGUUCUACUGGAAAUUGGAUGAAUAAAAAUGAUAUUGAGAGAUCAAAGUUUACAAGUCUUUCUUCCAAGGAUUGGAAGAUCUUCUCUGUCAGAGAGAGCUGAGGUAAUAAAAAUUCUUCCAGAGUUCUACGAAACUGAUGCUCUGCAAAGAAAGGUAGUCAGAAACUACACCUUAUAAACCAUAAUAAAAGAAUGUUCAACCAGAGGAAGUAUGCUUUUAACAACGCUAGGCAUAUUGAUGACACAAUGCUGCAGUCAACCAAAGCAGAUAAAUUGAUAAAAUACCCUCAUUCCACUAAGAAUUGAAGUAGUCAAGGAAUAAAUUCAGCUUUUUCAAAUUCCUUUAUGAAUGCAAUGUUCCGAGAUUCUUCUUUAGGAGUAGCUCAGCGCCAGAAGGAGACUAUUCUAAGAGAUCAGAGGAACAAGCUUCAAAAGGAAAUGAGGAGAAAGCAAUAUAUCUUAGAAACUCAGAAAUAAAAUUAGCUUGAUGAACUACUACAAAAGGGAAUAUAAAAUCAAGGUAAAUCAUAAAGUAAUGGAGUCACUUACCAUUCCUGAGUUUGAGGAAUACCUAAACAAACGUUUGCAAGAUACAAAGAAAAAGAAAGCAAUAAGUAUACUUAAAAAGCAUAUUCUUGUGUAUGUCUUCAGGAGAAGGUUCAAGAAAAAGCUUAAUGAAAGAUUUAGAGCUAUUAUAUUUAUCCAAAAAUGGUACAGGAGAUCCUGGAACCGAGUCUCUCGCAAAAUGAAGAGGAAGAGACUAGAGGCUUCCAAAGUGGUUGCAAAAUUUCUGAAAUCUUACCAUGUCUUUAUGAAGCAUCGAGAAUAUUUGUACAAAUUAAGAUUACAAAAGCAUUUUAUGUAUUUUGCUGACCUUAGAGAUGGACUACUCACCAAAUCUCAGAGGGUCAUUCGGAAGCAUUGGAUGGUAACAAGAGUCAGAAUUAGAGCUAGAAGAGCAGAGCAUAGGGCAUUCCUAGCAAAAGCCUUAAGAAUGUUCACUUUGAAAAUUUUCAUUAGAGCAAAGAAAAAUAUUGAAAUUAUAAACCAUUUUAGGAAGAAACGAAGAACACCUGCUCAUCGUAGUUGGAGUUGAAGGUCAAUUGGAAAAUCUAACCCAAAUAAAGAUGAUGUCAACAAAAGAUCGAUAAGAAAGAAAUUGAGAGAAUAUGGACUGCCCAAGCACAACUAUUAUAGGUUUAGUGAUGAAAUUACCUAUACAAAGGACUUAUAUGAAGCAGAAAAGAAAUUUAUGGGAGAAGGAUUUAGGAGAUCUGUAUCUGAAGAAACUCUCAAAACCAAAAAUAGGCUUGAUUUUAGAUCAACUUUCUUGAACUUGCCUGGUGCAAAACACUUACUUAAAGAAAUAAAAGUUAUUGAAGAGAUUCAGAAACGACCAAAAGGAAAUACCUUAGAAGAUGAAUAUGAAUAUAAAAAUCUUCCAAAAUGAUCAGUAUCAGAGAUUACCCAAAGAGUAUGAGGAAGAUACUACAAAAGAAAGUAUGACUAUAUUGGCACUCAAGAAAUGCCUCUGUUUGGAUGGAUAUAUUCUGAAACAGUUGGAUGGACAAAGAAAAGAAAGCAGCUAAAACUCAAUAAAUAUGACUAUAAAAUAAGACAACAAGAGGUUUUAUCAAAGAUGAAAAACACGAUAAACUCUAAGCACAACAACAGCUAUUCUCAGGCGAAUAGUAAUAACAUGAACAGGACGAUCUCUCCGUCUGGUAAGAACCACACAUCGAGCUUUAACUCCUAAAGGGCCCAGCAGGC
Messenger RNA from Moneuplotes crassus, 2489 nucleotides. NCBI's taxonomy places the organism in Eukaryota, Ciliophora, Spirotrichea, Euplotida, Euplotidae. The record is from the annotation of a GenBank genome assembly.